This is a messenger RNA of Pneumocystis murina B123, 1320 nucleotides long. RefSeq lists its product as hypothetical. NCBI's taxonomy places the organism in Eukaryota, Fungi, Ascomycota, Pneumocystomycetes, Pneumocystales, Pneumocystaceae. Gene Ontology annotation, molecular function: ATP hydrolysis activity; proteasome-activating activity; ATP binding. Bases 1 to 1257 code for a protein of 418 amino acids. The transcript has 8 exons. The record is from RefSeq and is a predicted model, not a curated record. Gene Ontology annotation, biological process: proteasome-mediated ubiquitin-dependent protein catabolic process. Gene Ontology annotation, cellular component: proteasome regulatory particle, base subcomplex.
AUGGAAAAUGAUAAUGAUUAUCUAGAAAAUUCAUGUCGAACAGAUUCUGUAUCAAAGAAGGAGACAAAAGGACCUCAAAAUUCUAUUUUUCCUAAGACAGUAAUGUCAAAUGACCCUUAUAUUCGGUUAAAAUAUCUUCAACGACAUUUAGAAAUGUUAGAAUUGCAAGAAACAUUUAUUAAAAAUGAUCAAAAAAGUCUUAAAAGAGAACUUGUUCGUGCACAGGAAGAAGUAAAGCGAAUUCAAAGCGUACCUCUUGUUAUUGGACAGUUUUUGGAAGCUAUUGAUGAAAAUACAGCGAUUGUUGGAUCUACAACAGGAUCGAAUUAUAUUGUUCGUAUUCUCUCAACACUUGAUCGAGAACUUCUUCGUCCUUUUUCUAGUGUUGCUUUGCAUAGGCACAGUAGUGCUCUUGUUGAUAUUUUACCUCCAGAAGCAGAUAGCAGUAUUGCUAUGCUUCGUCCGGAUGAGAGGCCAGAUGUUACUUAUCAAGAUGUUGGAGGACUUGAUAUGCAAAAACAAGAAAUUAAAGAAGCAGUUGAACUUCCUUUGACCCAAGCUGAUCUUUACAAACAAAUUGGUAUUGAUCCCCCGAGGGGUGUUUUACUAUAUGGGCCUCCUGGAACUGGUAAAACUAUGCUUGUUAAGGCAGUUGCAAAUUCUACUACUGCAAGUUUUAUACGGGUCGUUGGAAGUGAAUUUGUUCAAAAAUAUCUUGGAGAAGGACCUCGAAUGGUACGUGAUGUCUUUAGACUAGCUAGAGAAAAUGCGCCUUCAAUUAUUUUCAUUGAUGAGAUUGAUGCUAUUGCCACAAAACGAUUUGAUGCACAAACUGGUGCUGAUCGUGAAGUUCAGCGUAUUCUCCUUGAAUUAUUAAAUCAGAUGGAUGGUUUUGAUCAAGGAUCUAAUGUUAAAGUUAUUAUGGCUACCAAUAGGGCAGAUACUUUGGAUCCAGCGCUACUUCGGCCUGGACGUUUGGAUAGAAAAAUUGAAUUUCCAAAAACUGAUAGACGUCAGAAACGACUUAUAUAUAACACGAUUGCCUCAAAAAUGUCCCUUUCUCCUGAAGUUGAUCUUGAUAGUUUUAUUCUUCGUCCUGAUAUAACAUCUGGUGCCCAAAUUGCUGCUGUUAUGCAAGAAGCAGGCUUGGUCGCAAUUCGUAAAAGUCGUUAUCUUGUUAUUCAUUCAGAUAUAGAAGAAGCAUAUCGAUCUCAAAUUCAAGAAGCUGAUUCUGAAAAAUUUACUUUUUAUACCUAAGUUUCAAAAAUACUUGUAUAUACAUUCAAUAUUUAUGUUUUAUAUAAUUUAAUCUUGUUUCAU